Molecule: messenger RNA, 7469 nt
Organism: Myxocyprinus asiaticus (Chinese sucker)
Lineage: Eukaryota; Metazoa; Chordata; Actinopteri; Cypriniformes; Catostomidae
Product: sodium/calcium exchanger 2-like
Exons: 13
Coding region: 235-3159 (974 amino acids)
Biological process (GO): cell communication; sodium ion transmembrane transport; calcium ion import across plasma membrane
Cellular component (GO): sarcolemma; postsynapse; axon
Molecular function (GO): calcium:sodium antiporter activity
Source: RefSeq, a predicted model, not a curated record
GUGAAUUACAACAGAGUCAAACCGCAGAGGAAGAGUGAGAGAAAUCGGAGAAACCGCAGCAGCUUUUCAAUGAAUUACACAGCAGCAACAUGCGUUUACCAGCAACGCCUGCCUUGAACAUCACAACAAACUAGGAUAUAAGGUCCCCUGGUGGGCUGGUUCCUCUCCUCUUUGCAUCUCCUCGUCCAUUUCUCCUCCUCCUCUGUACUCUAGAACCCUUUGAGGAGUGAGACCAUGGCUCUUUUUUCCUCUCUACGCACCCCUGUCCUCCUCCUUUCUCUCUUCCUCGUCUUUUCUCUGCCUCCUUCCUGUUUCCCGGAGUCCCAGCAUGAAGAACCGUCUCUCCAGCCCUCUGUCUCUCCAGAUGCUUCUCCAGAGACCUACAGUAACCUGACAGAUAAAGAUGACGGCGCUGUUCUUAACAAGAAGUGCAGCGAACCGGUCGUGUGCAAACCUGGAAUUAUCCUGCCCGUAUGGAAGCCCAUUAAUCCCAGUCUCGCAGAACAGAUCGCCCGGGCCGUCUUGUACUUCGUCUCUCUCAUGUAUCUGUUUCUGGGAGUGUCCAUCAUCGCUGACAGAUUCAUGGCAUCUAUUGAAGUCAUCACAUCACAGGAAAAAGAGGUGACCAUCACCAUGCCCAACGGAGAAACAUCAGUGGCAACCGUUAGAAUCUGGAAUGAAACCGUUUCUAACUUGACCCUGAUGGCACUUGGGUCAUCUGCCCCUGAAAUUCUCCUGUCAGUCAUUGAGGUAUGUGGUCAUGGUUUUGAGUCUGGUGAGCUGGGUCCGGGCACCAUCGUGGGCAGCGCUGCCUUUAAUAUGUUUGUGAUCAUUGGGAUCUGUGUGUGGGUGAUUCCUGAUGGUGAGGUGAGGAAGAUCAAACAUCUCAGAGUCUUUUUCAUCACGGCCUUCUGGAGUAUCUUCGCUUAUAUUUGGCUCUACCUGAUCCUGUCCAUCAUCUCACCGGGAGUCGUGGAGGUAUGGGAAGCACUAGUUACUCUCUGUUAUUUCCCCAUCUGUGUGAUCCUGGCUUGGAUUGCCGACCGCCGUCUCCUCUUCUACAAGUACAUGUCAAAGCGCUACCGUGCCGACAAAAGAACAGGGGUUGUUGUGGAGACGGAGGGGGAGAUGACUCCUAAAGGUAUGGAGAGGUUGAUAGAUGGGAAGUUUCCACUGAGGGGUGGAGCUGUAGGAUUCAGUACACAGGAAAAUUGCCAGGACGGAACCAGUAACACAACAGGUGCCAUGGCAACUCUACCCAACUCCAACAGCACGACCAUUUACAUGGAUGGCGCCAAAGACCUGGAUGAGAGUCGUAAAGAAGGAAUCCGUAUCCUGAAGGAUCUAAAGCAGAAAUAUCCAGAUAAGGAAUUGGAUCAACUGGUGGAGCUGGCCAACUACUACGCCCUUCUCCAUCAACAGAAAAGUCGUGCCUUUUACCGCAUCCAGGCCACGCGCAUGAUGAUCGGAGCUGGUAACGUGUUGAAGAAACAUGCAGCUGAUCAUGCUCGCCGUGCUGCCAUGGUGGGCGGUGACGAGGCUUCAGAAGAGGACGACUUGGCCGUCUGCAGUCACAUUUCCUUCGAAAGCACACACAUCCAGUGCAUGGAGAACUGUGGCACAAUUGCGAUAGCUGUGGUGUGUCGAGGAGGUUUUGGAGAGAGCACGUUCUAUAUUGACUACUGUACAGAAGACGGUACGGCCAACGCAGGCUCAGAUUACGAAUACUGUGAAGGAACGCUGGUGUUCAAACCAGGAGAAACCAGAAAAGAGAUUAAGGUGGGCAUCAUCGAUGAUGAAAUCUUUGAGGAGGAUGAACAUUUCUUUGUGCGUUUGCUGAAUCUGCGUGUCGGUGAUGCGGAGGGUAUGUUUGAGAGUGACAACACGGAGCAGGGUCCCAAGGCUCGGCUGGUGGAACCACUGAUGGCCACAGUCACCAUCCUGGAUGACGACCACGCAGGGAUCUUCACUUUUACAGACCGUCUGGUGCGAGUGAGCGAGAGCGUGGGAACCAUGGAAGUGACGGUGGUCCGGAACUCCGGCGCCCGUGGAACUGUCAUCAUUCCAUACCACACGGAGCCUGGAACAGCCCAGGGGGGAGGGGUUGAUUUCGAGGACACACAUGGAGAGCUGGAGUUCACCAAUGACCAGACAACUCAGACUCUCCAGGUGAGGAUCAUUGAUGAUGAAGAGUACGAGAAACAUGAAAACUUCUUCAUCGUUCUCGAGGAACCUCGCUGGCUGAAGAGAGGAAUAUCAGCCCUGCUGCUGAACCAAGAGGAUCCAGAGGGACAACUGAGUGCAGAAGAGGAGGAGGCGAGGAAGAUAGCAGAGAUGGGGAAACCCAUUCUGGGGGAGCACAGCCGACUGGAGGUUGUGAUCGAGGAAUCUUACGAAUUUAAGAGUACUGUUGAUAAACUGAUCAAGAAGACUAACCUGGCGCUGGUCAUCGGCACUCAUUCUUGGAGAGAGCAAUUCGUUGAGGCUGUGACCGUCAGUGCAGGUGAUGGGGAUGAAGAUGAUGAGGAGGGUCGUGAGGAACGUCUUCCGUCCUGCUACGAUUACAUCAUGCAUUUCCUGACAGUCUUCUGGAAGGUUCUGUUUGCGUUCGUUCCACCCACGGAAUACUGGAAUGGUUGGGCCUGCUUCAUCGUGUCCAUCACUGGAAUUGGGAUCCUCACUGCAAUCAUCGGGGAUGUGGCGUCUCACUUCGGUUGCACUAUAGGCCUGCGCGACACUGUCACUGCGGUGGUGUUUGUGGCUCUGGGCACCUCUAUCCCAGACACAUUCGCCAGUAAAGUCGCUGCUACUCAAGAUCAGUAUGCAGAUGCAUCCAUCGGAAACGUCACUGGCAGCAAUGCCGUUAAUGUUUUUCUGGGUAUUGGUGUGGCUUGGUCUGUAGCGGCGGUCUACUGGGCCAUCCAGGGCAAGCGAUUUUAUGUGGACCCUGGGUCGCUUGCCUUCUCCGUCACCCUGUUCACUAUUUUUGCCUUCAUCUGCAUGGGGGUACUGCUCUUCCGGCGUCGACCGUCUAUCGGCGGAGAGCUGGGCGGACCACGUGUCCCACGCCUCCUCACUACCCUCCUCUUUCUGGGUCUGUGGUUCCUCUAUAUUCUCUUCUCCAGCCUAGAGGCCUAUUGCCAUAUCGAGGGCUUCUGAAAACCACUCAGAGGAGAAAUGCAAGUCGCAAAUACAGAAAACACUUUUUACAUAACACACUGAUAUUUCCAAACAAAUUUAGGGUGAUUUUGAAGCUGGAAGCCAGUGUGAGGGUCUUAGUUUUGCUGUACACAUUUCAUAAGUUAAGUACACACAAACACAGAUGCAAAUCUUUACACAAUUAGUGAAUCGCUGAAUGCCCUUAUACAAAGAUUAUUCAACUUGAAGUGACCAUGAACCCCGGUAGUAACAACAAAGAGGGGUUAGUUCAGGACCAGAGGUGGAACAGAGAUAAAAUAAGGAGUAAGUGUUGGAGAGAGGAGCUUACGAAAAAGUAAAGCAAAGCAUGUAGCAAAGUAGGCCAAAAGGGAGUGUAAUGUACUAAAACAAAAGAGAGGGCAAUGCUGUAAAAUAGUCACAUAUUUAUCUUUUCGACUCUCAAGCUCAUGGGCUAAAUUGAUGACUUUGGAUUCCCGUAGGAAGGUGGGCACUCCAGACAUUUAGUACAUUGUUACAUUACAGGGCUGUGUAUGGUUCAGUGACACAAUAAAAAAGUAUAAAGAUAAAAGAUUUCUUUAGAACAAACAGACAAACUUUUAUCAUGGCAAAGUUUGAGAUGUGCAGCAUUUAAAAUGCUUUAAAAAAAAAAAUAAAUGCUGCAUAACAUAACAGAUCAGUAGUUUUGAUUGGUCUUUGUAGGCUAUAUCAGACACUACAAAGUUGUGAAAGGUGUUCCAGUACUACUUCUGUAAGCCGGGUGUACACUAUGUGAUUUAUUUAUUUUUGUUCUUUACAAGUGUUGCCUGUCAAUAUACAAUAUUAGUGAGAUCUUGGGUAAAAGCUAAGAAAGACCUAGCUUUGCUACAUCAUCAUCUUCUAUCUCUCAUCAUCUUUGUCAGAUUGCACGAUAUACAUCUUACCUAACUUUGGUCAUGAUUGACAGCAUUGAAACAGUGUCAUGUAUCCUUAUUGACACAGGAAAUUGAAAUAGUACCAUGUAAAUCGAUGCAAUCCCUUGUUGCACUGAUUUUGGCAAUGAGCAAAUUUACAUGCACACAAAUCCGCUGAUACCUACCAAAAAUGAGCUUAUUAAAAAAAUCAGACAACGCAAGAACCCCGCAUUUAAAUGUAUUUUGUAAUCAUUGUUUUAUUUGUUGCUUUUGACUUGAAAACGUAAACAGUCAUGCGCACAACACUUACGCACAAUUUACACAUGGUCAGGAGCAGUAUAAAUUUUCUUCGUACCAACUAAAUUUUUGAAAAUACAAAAAUGUAAUGAAUCCGAAAAUUUACAUCAGACUGGCUUUACGAACGAUUAACACAAAAAUUUGAGACCCAUUAUGUGAAGGGAAUGCUAAAUAAGAUCUUUGUGUUGCAUAAAUAUUGUCGUUACCAAAAAUCAGUUGAGGGCUAAGACUCAUUGCAAAAGCAAUUAAUCAUUGAACAUGACACACUAAGCAAACUAAGACUGCUGAUUUUGCCCUACGAUGACAAAUCUCUAAAAUUUGUCUUGGAUGGCAAAACUGCAGCGAAAAUCACACAGUGUGCACCUGCGUUAUGCUUAGAAUGGGAUUGAGGCAGUGGUAGCUAAUGGACAGAAAAGUUAAAAAGUAUUAAGUGAUUGAAAAUAAAAUUGGAAAAUGUAAUUAAAUGUUGAGACUUGUUUAGACUAGAAAUCAUGUCCAAAUAUGAUAUAUUGCCUAACUUUACAUGAAUGCACACUCUACACUUCUCUGUAACUAAACAACAACAAAAACAUUCCACACCCCAGUAGAAUUAUCCUGUUUAUGACAUCACAAUGCCUUGGAUCUCCUGAAAUGGAACACUUCUCUUUAUGACAUCACAAUGAUGACUUUGAUCUCUUGAUUUGGAACACUUCUCAAUCGUCAUUGCAAAAUUCAUUCCACGCUGCCUGUUGCCAAUGGAGACAAUGGAACUCUAUCUCUGCCCACUUUUAAAAGUGUUGCUAUAAAGAGUCCACAGUAAACACUGACUGUUAUCUCCAUAUCUCACACUCUGAGACUGUACAAUGGCUUGUUGGGAAAUAUGUAAAACUCUCUUUAGUAUGUGACCACAGCAGUGUUAUACAAAGCACCACCUACUGCUAUUCAAAGUAUAUUAGAAAUAAAAGAUGUCUGGAAGUCACUUGUGCUGGAAGUGGCUGAAUGGGGUUCAUUCUCAUUCAAACAAACUGUGAGAGCUUAUCGUCUUAGUCUGUGUGACUAGCAGUUUAUUAGGAAGGAAAAUAAUUUGAGUGUAAACUUUAUUACUGUGCAAGAAUUGAAGUGUGUACACUUUCAUUUAUGGAUCCAGUGACUUACAGUUCUCAUUACAAAACACUAGAUUCAAAGGAUGAAUCUAAAAAAAAACAAAAAACAAAACAAAAAAAAACAUAUCCAGGUCAUAUUUUACACCAAAAAAAAAAAAGCCUAUUUAGGACCAUUAAUAUUUCAGCACUGUGAUAUUAUUUUCAUGCCAUUUUCCACCUAAAUUCUCAUUAUCAUAUUGCAUCCAAAAGUUUUAGUUUUUUGUAAUUCCAAUGAUUUUAAUGGAUAUUCUUAUUAAUACAUAGAUUUUUUUUUAUUUUAUUAUUAUUAUUAUUUAAAUCGGCAUCGACUAAAGGCAAUACAUCAAAUACUACCAUGAUAUAUAGAUAUGUUGCAAUUUAAAUAAUAGGUUUUCCACUUUCCAGUAAUGAUAAUGAGAUUUAUUAAUGUAUUUAUUUGCAUUAUGGUAUUAUGAUUUUUUGGGGUGGGGGGAGAUAUUCUUAUUGAAAUUGCAAUGAAUGUUUUAUGAAAAUAAUGUCACAAUGCAAAACAUUUAAAUGGCUUUAAACAAACAGGCUUUAAUUUCUUUAUGCAAAGUAUAAUUUCUAUUAUUUAUUUAUUUUUAGGGUGAAAUAUGGCCUGGACAUGUUCUUGCCAUGAAAUUCACCCCAAAACGUCCCUGUACAGUUUCUCUUGACAUCGUGUAAACCUUACUCUGGCUUCUUGUUGUCGAACAAAUUAAUGAUCUAUGGAAUUAUGAAUGGAUUGAUUCUUUACAAAGCUAUUAGGAGUUAAUAUGGAAGAUAAUUAGUCCAUGACAGACUUAUUAUACUUGAUAGGUCCUCGUCAUGCCUAAAUCUGAAAGCUUGUCCCUCACAGUCACAAUAAAACAUUGUUUACUUGUAGAGCACUCAGGAUUGUGUGAAUAUAUGUAUGUAUGUUGAGGGGAUUCUAAAUGUUUUUAUGUUGUCAAUUUAUCUGUCCGGUGUGUAGAUGUUUGUAUAAAGCUGUGUGGUGUGUCGUUCUUCUGGUACAACCUGUUUUCUUCUGCUAUACUUCAGGGCUGGACUUUUGUCUGUGGUCUAGUCAAUUGAACUGCAUGGAGUACAUAUUGGCAGAACUAUAAUGGCAUGCUUUGACUCUAAAGACAUGCAUGAAUGCUCAUGUGAAGUUUACAGUGUUCAUUCCUAAAAGGGACUAAUGUAUGCUAAUUUACAUUGGAUGACAGAUUCUGCUGCCUAUGUCGUAUAUCGGAAAUUUUUACAUAUUUGUCAGUUCCUAAUAAGCAAAAUUUAAUAUUAAUAAGACAGGAUGUCUUGUUCUUUUCAAAAAUGUUUUGUGAUAAAAAUGGUACCAUGAUCUGUUUAAUUUAUUUUCGUCAUUUUUGAGAUGUGACAUGCUUUGCCGAAAAGGAUUACCGCAACAGUUAAUUGCUUUGCGGCACAUUUUUGUGUUUUCACGUUCACUGUUUGCGCCUUUGUUUACAAUUCAGCAGAGAGAAAUUAGAUGUUGGCAGGCAUGUGGUUUUGAAGACAAGAAUGUUUUUUACAUGCUCAACUUACGCCAUCAGACAUUCUCUAACCUUAACUGACUUAAACAGACUGUUAAAUCAUUAGGUAGACAAAGCAUCAGUAUAAAAUUGUAAAAUUGGAAUUUCAGUUCCUUUUUUAUGAGAUUUUCAUAUUUAUCUCGAUAUCUGAAACCUAAAGUAUGGGGGUAAAUCCUACAUUAUCAGAAUCAUGAACCUCUUAACAGUCUUUUGUUUCCUGUUUCACCCAAUUAUUGCCUUAAGAGACAUUAUUUAAUUGACGUUGUAACUGUAUUUUGUUAAGUGUGUUCAUGUUUUCAACAGAAACCAAAAUGAUUGAGACCAAGUGUGCAAUAUGCUACCAUCCCCUUUGCAACAGCAGUAUGUCAUGCGAUAUUGCGCAUGCACUGGCAUUGCAUUAAACCCUUAAGUAAUAGUUGGUGCCUAUACAGACCCUGUCGCUUGCUUUAAAGGGUUAGUUCACCCGAAAAUAAAUAUUCUCAUAUGAUUUACUU